AUGGCCAACACUGCAGUUACGACGCCAUACAUCCUGCAUUACAUCUUUCUCCACCUCCCACAGCAAGAUCUUCUCCUCAUUCAAAGAGUCUGCCGCACAUGGCACGAGGUUAUAUCCUCAAGCAAAGUCCUUCAAGCCGCACUCUUCCUAUAUCCCGAGCCAGCGAAAAGCGUACAUUCUGAUGGAUCUUUUGAGCUAAAUCCACUGCUGAAAUCUCGGUUCUCAUUGUUCUUCGAUAUCGACAGCGGUGAGCAUGGCCUUGACCCUUGGUUUGAUUCGAAUUGGGUCAAGCAUAUGAAUCUUGGGCCUGGCAGGGAGCCCGGGCUUAACAAGUAUCCGAAACUGGAUCCCCGUCGCAGGGCGGCGUAUGAUUACCCCAAAGCGAGUUGGAGGCGGAUGAUUCCAUGCAUGCCGCCAGCCAUAGAACUUCAAGUCAGCUUUGAAUGUCUAAGAAUUGAAGGACCGAAGCUUGACAUGUUAAGAAGUUUAAGGUUCAGCAAUGAAAUACAGCCCGACAAAGGACCGUCUGCUCUCCAAGAGAGUGCAGAUAGCGAGUUGCAACAACCUUGGUUAGCGUUUGGCCGCUUGUAUGAUAUUGUCGAGGCUGCCUGGUUCCAGUGCACACCAGGUACACGGAGUGCCGUGCGGUUUGAUUAUAGCUUCCGGGAGGCCCCCCUUGAUGUAGGGAAGUUAGGUUCAAUCCCUGGAGAUUCGCCUCAAUCUAGGCAGGAAGAGAUGAAGACCAUGUCGCGGUAUAGUAGGCGUGAGAGACUACGAUAUCUAUUUCCAGCGAAAAAAAUUGGGGGACCUGGCAGGAUUUUUGUGAUUAUUGUGGUUGUUUUGUUUCUUCGCUUCCCAGAUAGCUACAGCGUCUGA
Molecule: messenger RNA, 876 nt
Organism: Trichoderma virens Gv29-8
Lineage: Eukaryota; Fungi; Ascomycota; Sordariomycetes; Hypocreales; Hypocreaceae
Exons: 2
Coding region: 1-876 (291 amino acids)
Molecular function (GO): protein binding
Source: RefSeq, a predicted model, not a curated record